AUGACCGUUCUGAAUCCAGAUUCCACAACGGCCAACGCCGUCAUGGACGAGAUGCUCCACUACCGCAGCCCAGACGGGGUGAUUAUGACCUUCUUUUCCCCCUUCAAAAACCGCGUUGACCCCGUCGUGUGCUGCAACGUGCUCAGCCUCUUCUACAAGCACGGGCGAGGGCACGAGCUCGCCGAGACGCUCACCUGGGUGCGCGACGUGGUCAUCCACCGCGCGUACAUCCCGGCGAUCGUUAGAUCCCUCGCAGAGGUCGAUCUCCAGCGUUAUAAGCCACAGUCUCCUUGCAGUUAUCUUCAAGUAUAUCAAGGUGUAUUCAUCCAAGGCCAUGCACUUCUCACCCUUUUUGAGCAUCUUCAUGCCCAACCCUGGCACCGCAAAAACUGCCCCUCAUGUAAGCAUAAAACAGCAGAUAUUGCGCCUGCAGCCUUGCCAGAUACGCCCGUAGCACGCCUGGAAUCUGUAAACCCUAACCCUAAACCCGGUCAAGGCCAGAGCCACCCGCCCAACCAUCAAAGGCAAAAUUUAGAUGCUGGACUCUGCCGCAAAAAGACCCCUUGA
Molecule: messenger RNA, 567 nt
Organism: Penicilliopsis zonata CBS 506.65
Lineage: Eukaryota; Fungi; Ascomycota; Eurotiomycetes; Eurotiales; Aspergillaceae
Exons: 4
Coding region: 1-567 (188 amino acids)
Source: RefSeq, a predicted model, not a curated record